GGAAGGCGGGAAAAUUAGAGGAACCGAGAAAGGCAAAAUCCUCUCCACACUCCUAUCCCGAGUGCCGACCCUCCUUUGCCUUCGCUCUCUCAGCUAUGGAGAGAAUUCACGUGACGGUGAGGGCGAGGCCGCUCUCUCCCGAGGAAGCAAAGACAAGCCCCUGGCGGAUCUCCGGCAACUCCAUCUGCUUCCCUACUCACCCCUCCAUCUCCAAGUUCGAAUUUGAUCGGAUAUUCGGAGAGGACUGCAAGACUCGAGAGGUUUACGAGUCUCGGACCAAAGACAUUGUCGCCGCCGCUGUUCGUGGAUUCAACGGUACUGUUUUUGCUUAUGGACAAACUAACAGUGGAAAAACACAUACUAUGCGAGGAUCCAGUUCUGAGCCUGGAGUUAUACCACUUGCUGUAAGCGAUGUUUUCGAUAUCAUACAUGAGGAUAUGGACCGGGAGUUUCUUUUGAGAAUGUCUUAUAUGGAGAUAUACAAUGAGGAGAUCAAUGAUUUAUUAGCUCCCGAGCACCGAAAAUUGCAGAUUCAUGAAAGCAUUGAGCGGGGGAUAUUUGUUGCUGGUUUAAGAGAAGAAAUUGUUGCCUCACCUGAGCAAGUCCUUGAACUUAUGGAGUUUGGAGAAUCUCACCGGCAUAUUGGGGAGACAAACAUGAAUAUAUACAGUAGUAGGUCGCAUACAAUAUUCCGCAUGAUAAUUGAGAGUAGAGAGAGAAGUGAACAUGAGGAUGCAAGCAAUUCUUGUGAUGCAGUCCGUGUAUCUGUUCUGAACUUAGUGGAUCUUGCUGGUUCAGAGCGUGCUGCAAAGACUGGUGCAGAGGGUGUUCGCUUGAAAGAGGGUUCCCACAUUAAUAAGAGCUUGAUGACCCUUGGAACUGUAAUCAAGAAAUUGAGUGAAGGUGCUGAGAGCCAAGGGGGUCAUGUUCCCUAUCGAGACAGUAAACUUACACGCAUUUUACAACCUGCAUUAGGGGGAAAUGCAAACACCGCAAUCAUAUGCAAUAUCACCCUUGCUCAGAUUCAUGCUGAUGAGACUAAAAGUAGUCUCCAGUUUGCAAGUAGAGCAUUGCGUGUGACAAACUGUGCUCAUGUGAAUGAGAUCUUGACAGAUGCUGCUUUGCUAAAGCGUCAAAAGAAAGAGAUUGAGGAGCUCAAGGCCAAACUGCAGGGUUCACAUUCAGAACAUUUUGAAGAGGAGAUUCUCAAUCUACGGAAUACAUUAUUACAGACUGAACUGGAGCGGGAGAGGAUAGCUAUGGAGUUGGAGGAGGAAAAGAAAGCCCAAGCUGAACGAGAAAAGAGACUGCAAGAACAAGCCAAGAAGAUUGAGAAUUUGAGUUCAAUGGUGUUGUAUUCAAAUAGGGAUGACAAAUGCGAUCAGCAGAAGAAGGGGAAGAGGCGAGAUACUUGGUGCUUUGGUAAUCUUUCAAGGGAGACUCUUGGGAAGUUGAAUUCAGAAGUUCAUGCAAAGGCAUCUGCUCUGAAACCCGAGAGAUCAAAAUGUUAUGUGGGACCACUUCUUCCUUUUGAAGAACUAGUAAAUGAAGAAGGCACGAAUAACUCUUUCGCUCUAGAGGAAGAGUGUAGCAAUAACAGAGAUGAGAGGUGUGUGCUUCCAGAUCCACGCACUUUAUUACAUGUUACUAGCAGGAAAAAAGCACCGGUCAGGAAGAAAAGCUCACUUGUUGAGAGCAAUGAGUUAGAAGACUUUCAAGCAGACUAUGAAGAUUUGUUUCUAAAAUUUGAAGCUCAGAGGACUAUGAGCGAGAUACAAAUUGAUUACUUAACAAGAAAGUUGACUGAGACCGAUUUAUAUCCUAAUCAAAGUACUGUUCCUGGUUAUGUAAGCAAAAGUUUGAGGGAGGCAGAGGCUAUUCUUGUUAUCAAGCAACUCCAGGAAAAGAUUAAUUUGUUAGAGAUGGAGAAAUCUUCAAGCCAGCAAAAUUUGGAUAGUGUUGUUGAGUUAGCAACAGAGCAAAACAUAUGUGCCAUGGAGAAGUAUGAGAAGCUUUAUAGAGAGCUUUUAAAUGCAGAGGAGGACGCUAAAAUUGCUUGCAAACAGCUUGCAUCAGUGGAAUCUAUUAAAACAACUGAUAUGGCUGAUUUUGACUUCAUGACAAAGCUAAUAAUGGAAGUUGAAGAAAUAACAUUGGAAGUACAAAGCUCAAGAAAUCUAGCUGACAGUGUCUCCUUAGUUGUUGAUGAUGCUUUGCAGAGUUUUUCUUCUGUUCUGAACCUAUUCUUUGACUUUAAGUCUUUGGCAUGCCAGUACUUGAUUCAACUAAAAUCUCUUGUUAGUAACCACGAGAAAUUGCAUCUUUGCAUGCAGCAGAAAGUUGGUGAACUUGAGAAUGAGAAGUUUGUUUUGCACAAUCAAUCUGUAGAUCUUCAGAAUCAGAUAGAAGGACUAAGACAAAAUGUUCAAAGUUCUGCUAAGGCAUUAACUGAACUUUCUGAACAGCAUGAUGUAGCAAAGUCCGAGCUCCUUUCCCAAAUUCAAACUCUUGAUAAGGAAAUAUCAUGUUUAUCAUCUUCAUCCCUGGCUAGAGAGAAGGAGAAUAUGAGAAAAGAUCUUGAGAAAACAAAAGCAAAGUUGAGAGAGACUGAAUCCAAGCUUAAGAAUGCCCUCCAGGAGAAAACUAAACUCGAGGGUGAGAAAGCGUGUGCAGAGAGAGAAAUAAAGAAACUUCAUAGCCAAAAAGCUCUUAUUCAACGAGAUAUCACCAAACGCGAGUCACUUGUUGGGAGGAGAUGCGAUGUGGUUGCUGACCGGGGUUCAAAUUUAUUUGAUCCAAAAAGGGCAAAGGGUCUUGCUGUUUCCUGUGACCAGACAUUUCAGGAUGAUUACAAGAAGCUGGAGGUCCUUGCAUUUGAGAUGGAGGCAACUAUUGCUUCUUUGGAAGAGGAAUUAGCUACAGCGAAUGAGGAGAAGGAAAUGGCUGUUUCUAGAGCUGAAAGUUUGGCUACAGACCUGCAAGCCUUAUCCAAACUUCUGAAUAUUUCAGAUUCAGAACUGAAUGAAUUGCGGGAAGAGGUGUCAGCCCUUCAAAUAUCUUUGGAAGAAUCAAGUUCGUAUAACAAGAAUCUGGAAACUUCUACUAAGAUGUUGGUUGAAGAAAAGGAAGAGUUGGCAAUGCAACUUACUGAAGCCCUUAUGGCAAUGGAGGAAGAGAAGGUCAUAUGGUCUGCUAAGGAGAAAGCUUCCAUCAAAGCCAUAGAAGAGAAAUCAAAUUCACACCAUGCUGAGAUUAUGUCUUUAUCUAAACAACUGUCAGAGGUGAGAAAUGAGUUGGCAUCCUGUAGAGGAGAAUGCAAAGCCCUUGGGGAAAGAUUAGUAAGCUCUGAGCAAAUUGCAGAAUUAGAGAAGACGUGCAGUAUGGAGAAAUCCUUAGAGAAUGAGAGGCUAAGAAAUGAGCUUAGAAUGGCUGGAGAUCAGAGCAAAAGGUCUGAAGAAGAUUUAAAGUCAAAAUUAGACAUGCUUGCUUUGAAUCAUCAUGAUGCUUGCGAGGAUGUAGAGAAGCUGCAGAAAGAAUUGAGUGUGCUCAAGAAAGAAAAGGAAUAUUUCUUAAAUCAAGUCAAAGAUUCAGAUAAGAGAUCAGUUCUGAUAGAUGAACUCCAGAUACUUCAAGACCAGCUUCUUAGAAUUACUAAGGAAAGGGAUAAGUUGAUGGCUCAAAUUGAAGAGCAGCAGACCCAUGAGGUUGAAUUGAAAUUAUGUGGUGAAAGUCACGAUGAAAGGUUAUCGAAGGCAACGGCUGAAGUUGAGGAGUUGACUCAUUGUCUUUCCAAAUUGGAAGUCAAGAUGCAGAAUAAUGAAGCCGAUUACAGCAAGGAAAAGGCAAAACUUAGGAUGAGGCUCCGAGGGACACAAUCCAAGAUGGAAGCAUUUAGUGUUCGGUAUAAAGAGGCAGUGGAAGAGUUGAAUUUCAUGAACAGGAAAUAUGAGGACGCUGCAGCGAAGCUCAAGUCCCAGUUGGCUGCAUACGGCAUGGAGAUCCUCAACAUUAAGAAGCAGCUAGCUGCUGUAACUGCUUGAUGACAUGAUCUUUAUCGUGUUUAUGUUACUAUUUUCUUUAGCUUUUUACUGAUUAUGCAGUUACAUUCUAGCUUGUUAUUAGAAAUCAGUCGGCAUAAGAGAAAAUGGAGGUGGUUUUUUCUUGUCUUUAACUUCAGUUAGAAGAUCUGCAGAAGAAAAGAAGUGUAUGUAUGGGUAUCUUUGCUAUUCAGGCUCAUUGUUAUGGCCAGUGAUGUUAGGACUUGAAGCCAAGGGCGCAAACAUAAUGAAAUGACCAACUUAUGU
This is a messenger RNA of Diospyros lotus (date-plum), 4304 nucleotides long. Its product is annotated as kinesin-like protein KIN-7O. Gene Ontology annotation, biological process: microtubule-based movement. NCBI's taxonomy places the organism in Eukaryota, Viridiplantae, Streptophyta, Magnoliopsida, Ericales, Ebenaceae. The transcript is spliced from 33 exons. The record is from RefSeq and is a predicted model, not a curated record. Bases 96 to 4040 code for a protein of 1314 amino acids. Gene Ontology annotation, molecular function: ATP binding; microtubule binding; microtubule motor activity.